GUAGCCACGGGGCAGGCAGGCUGGUUGGCUCUCUCCAGCUCCUGCUGGGCCUAGAGUGCUGGACCUGCAGCAGCCGGCUCGGCUCAGGCACUCCGCUCCAGCCCCACACCUCACCAUGGCCAUGGAGGUAGACAGCAGGCCUGGGGGGCUCCCCAGCAGUGGUUGCGAACUGGGCGCAGCUCGCCAGCACAUGCAGGCGGUCACCCGAAACUACAUUACUCACCCCCGUGUCACCUACAGGACCGUGUGCAGCGUCAAUGGGCCCCUGGUGGUGCUGGACCAGGUCAAGUUCGCCCAGUAUGCUGAGAUCGUCAACUUCACCCUCCCAGAUGGGACUCAGAGGAGUGGGCAGGUGCUUGAGGUGUCGGGGAGCAAGGCAAUUGUUCAGGUGUUUGAAGGGACCUCUGGGAUUGAUGCUCGGAAGACCACCUGCGAAUUCACAGGGGACAUCCUACGGUCUCCGGUGUCAGAGGACAUGCUGGGUCGGAUUUUCAAUGGUUCUGGCAAACCCAUUGACAAGGGACCGAUGGUCAUGGCGGAGGACUUCCUCGAUAUCAAUGGCCAGCCCAUCAACCCCUACGACCGCAUCUACCCUGAGGAGAUGAUCCAGACGGGCAUCUCUCCCAUCGACGUCAUGAACAGCAUUGCCCGUGGCCAGAAGAUUCCCAUCUUCUCAGCAGCUGGGCUCCCCCACAAUGAGAUCGCUGCCCAGAUCUGCCGCCAGGCCGGGCUAGUGAAGAAAUCCAAGGCCGUGGUGGAUUAUCACGACGACAACUUUGCCAUCGUCUUUGCAGCCAUGGGGGUGAACAUGGAGACAGCGAGGUUCUUCAAGUCCGACUUCGAGCAGAAUGGGACCAUGGGGAACGUCUGCCUCUUCCUGAACUUGGCCAACGACCCCACCAUCGAGAGGAUCAUCACCCCUCGCCUGGCACUGACCGCUGCUGAAUUCCUCGCCUACCAGUGCGAGAAGCACGUGCUGGUCAUACUCACCGACAUGAGCUCCUACGCCGAGGCCUUGCGGGAGGUCUCAGCUGCCAGAGAGGAGGUGCCGGGGCGCCGGGGCUUUCCCGGAUACAUGUACACAGACCUGGCCACCAUCUACGAGCGGGCGGGCCGUGUGUCGGGCCGGGGCGGGUCCAUCACUCAGAUCCCCAUCCUCACCAUGCCCAAUGACGAUAUCACCCACCCGAUCCCAGACCUGACCGGCUUCAUCACAGAGGGGCAGAUCUACGUGGACAGACAGCUUCAUAACAGACAGAUCUACCCCCCCAUCAACGUGCUCCCUUCCCUGUCGCGACUGAUGAAGUCCGCCAUUGGUGAGGGCAUGACAAGAAAGGACCAUGGCGAUGUCUCUAACCAGCUGUACGCCUGCUACGCCAUCGGCAAGGAUGUGCAGGCCAUGAAGGCCGUGGUGGGGGAAGAGGCGCUCACUUCCGAGGACCUGCUCUACCUGGAAUUCCUGCAGAAGUUCGAAAAGAAUUUCAUCAACCAGGGCCCCUACGAGAACCGCUCGGUGUUCGAGUCGCUGGACCUGGGCUGGAAGCUGUUGCGCAUCUUCCCCAAGGAGAUGCUGAAGCGCAUCCCGCAGAGCGUGGUCGAUGAGUUCUACUCCCGCGAGGCGGCGCCGCAGGACACCACGUCCGACACUGCAUUCUAGCCCCGUUCGCGGCACCGCCCUGGGACCCCUGCCCCCCGCAUCACGCCCAUGCACCCCUCUUCCCCCGCUCCGCCCCCCCCCAUCCUGAAGGUUCCAUACACCUGAGCCAACCGCGCCACCCUGAGCCCCCGCCGGCUCCGCUCCAUCCCUCUCCCUGGCUUCCUAGCGCUGGGAAAGAACAGAUUGUCAAGCCUGUGUUCUGUCUUGUUCUGACAGGAGCAUUAGUAUUUGUGUUUUAAAAGCCCCCAAAUGAAAAGUAAUGGAGGUGAAGAGUUUCUCUUAUGUGCAAACAAGAUUGGCAAAGCACUGCUACUGGUUCAAGCUGGGAUGAUGGGUACAGGAGGUUCGUUAAAUUUUUCUCUCCACUUUAAAAACAGACAAGAAAGCCUCGCCACAUCCGUGUCUUCUAACAGCUGGCAGCAGAAUUUCUCUUCGGAAGAUAUUUAUCUUUGUUAGGAAAUAUCUUGAUACAUUUCUUGGGUGGAGGAUGGGCUCCAGGCCACAAAAGAUUCGUCUGACGCUCACCAGCUCUGCCUGAGAGAGGCUAGGGAAGAGUCCGGUGUGCUCCAGACAGGAAGGGAAGGGGAGUUGCUGGAGAGAGAGCCUGCGUGACCUGGGGAGGGGGGUGAAAGGCUGAGAAGCCCCCAGUUAAAAAUGGGUGAAGAGCAUCCAGGAUACUGGAUGUUGCUUUGAAAGCUGCUGCCCUUCUUUAACGCCAUCCCUCCUGUCUCCUCGGCCCCAUCUACAAUGAAGCCAUGAACACUUACUUGCUAAGAGGCAAGGAGGACUGGAGGAAUGGAACUUCCGGAAAAGGGCUGAGUUCCAUUUCUGGGUCCUUGUGUUGUGGGACCAGCCAGAAUUCUUGGAUCAAGAUCUGACAUCACAGGAGACCCUGGGGAUAAAAGUCCCAUUCCCAUGACAACUCACAGCCAUUUAGGGAAAGCUUUUGGGUAUCCACAGGGCAUAGGGUUGUUUUCAUUUAAUAACAGUGUCAUUGAGACUUAAUUUACAUACUCUACAAUUUACCGAUUUGUUACUGUACAAUUCAACACCUUCUAGCAUAUUCACAGAGUUGUGCAACCAUCACCACAAUCAACUUUAGAACAUUUCCAUUGCGUCAAAAAGAAACCCUGUCCUGCUAACCAACCCCUCAAACCCCUGUCGGCCCCUUCCCAAGCCCUAGGCUUUGCCUAUUCUGAACAUUUCGGCCAGUGUUGCUCAGUGGUUGAGUGUCAACCUAUGAUCCAGGAGGUCACGGUACGAUUUCUAGUCAGGGCCCAUGCCCAGGUUGUGGGCUUGAUCCCCAGUGUGGGGCCUGCAGGAGGCAGCAGAACAAUGAUCCUCUCUCAUCAUUGAUGCUUUUCUCUCUCCUCUCUUCCUCUCUGAAAUCAAUACAAAUAUAUUUAAAUUGGA
Messenger RNA from Myotis daubentonii (Daubenton's bat), 3070 nucleotides. It is a transcript of the gene ATP6V1B1, whose product is annotated as ATPase H+ transporting V1 subunit B1. Gene Ontology annotation, cellular component: proton-transporting V-type ATPase, V1 domain. Gene Ontology annotation, molecular function: proton-transporting ATPase activity, rotational mechanism; ATP binding. Gene Ontology annotation, biological process: proton transmembrane transport; ATP metabolic process; vacuolar acidification. Lineage: Eukaryota; Metazoa; Chordata; Mammalia; Chiroptera; Vespertilionidae. The record is from RefSeq and is a predicted model, not a curated record.